Molecule: messenger RNA, 2562 nt
Organism: Labeo rohita (rohu)
Lineage: Eukaryota; Metazoa; Chordata; Actinopteri; Cypriniformes; Cyprinidae
Gene: slc5a6b
Product: solute carrier family 5 member 6
Exons: 16
Coding region: 386-2230 (614 amino acids)
Biological process (GO): pantothenate transmembrane transport; biotin transport; sodium ion transport
Cellular component (GO): membrane
Molecular function (GO): sodium-dependent multivitamin transmembrane transporter activity
Source: RefSeq, a predicted model, not a curated record
AAAUAUUAAAUGUAAUAAGUAGCCAAUUAUUUUAAAAAGCACGCGUAGAGGAAAUAAUAACAGCUGCAUAUGUGUGUUGGCAAACCCGAUAACUACCACGAUAACAUCUUUAGAUUGUAAACUGUAAGGUGCACAGUGUUUUAUUUGACAAAAGUGGCUCGGUAACCUUCAAGCGUGAUGGUUGCUGUAACACUGGGAGGAGUGCGACACUGACAUUUAGUGUUUGGCCCCCGGAUGACACACAUGAAGUGUGUGAAGCUCCAGCGGAUCUGAAUCUGAAUGACUGCUUUAGGUCGUCAUCAGAUUUGCCAAUCAAUGGCUCUGACCUUUGUCCUGAUCACGAAGCGGAGACUGUAAUAUCACGCUUCAUGCCAGCAGUCUCAGUAUGGAUCCCGCAGGCCACAAGUACUUCACUGUUAUUGAUUAUGUGAUAUUCGCCUUGCUGUUGGUGGCCUCCAUGGCCAUCGGGCUGUACUACGCCUUCACCGGAGGACGCCAGAGCACCACGCGAGAGUUCCUGUUCGCAGACAGGAGUAUGAAGUGCCUGCCGCUCUCUCUGUCUCUUAUGGCCACCUUCCAGUCGGCCGUGGCCAUCAUUGGCACGCCGGCUGAGGUUUACGCCAAUGGCACGCAGUACUGGUUUAUUGGCUGCUCGUAUAUUCUUGGUCUCCUGAUACCAGCACACAUUUUCAUUCCUUUGUUCUACAGACUGCAUCUCACCAGUGUUUACCAGUAUUUGGAGCUGCGCUUCUGUAAAGCAGUCCGUAUAUGUGGCACUGUUACUUUUAUUUUUCAAAUGGUCAUUUAUAUGGGUGUUGGCAUCUAUACACCUGCCCUUGCAUUGAAUGCAGUUACUGGUUUUCAUUUAUGGGGAGCAGUACUGGCGACUGGGUUAGUGUGCACUCUUUAUACUGCACUGGGUGGACUGAAGGCAGUGGUCUGGACCGAUGUUUUCCAGACAGUAGUGAUGUUUACUGGUCAGCUGGCCGUCAUCAUUGUGGGCGUUCAUCAGGCUGGUGGUUUGUCUGAUGCCUGGGCGAAAGUCAGAGAUGGUGGACACAUCUCUGGGAUUGACCUGAAUCCCGACCCAACGGUACGACACACGUUCUGGACGCUAGGUGUUGGAGGAGUGUUUCUGAUGCUCUCUCUAUAUGGAGUGAACCAGGCUCAGGUUCAGAGGUACCUCAGUUCUCGUACAGAGAAAGAAGCCGUCAUGUCCUGCUAUAUGGUGUUUCCUUGUCUUCAGGUGGCUUUAAUGCUCAGUUGUCUGAUGGGGCUGGUCAUGUACGCUUGCUACGGAAACAACAGCCCAUUAAAACAGCAGUACAUCACAUCCAAAGACCAGAUGGUGCUCUAUUUUGUCAUGGACAUGUUACAAAACUUCCCUGGACUUCCUGGAUUGUUUGUGGCCUGUUUGUUCAGCGCAUCACUCAGUACAAUAUCCUCAGCUUUUAACUCAUUAGCCACAGUGACUAUGGUGGAUCUGAUCAAGCCCCAUUUCUCAAUGACGGAGGCCAGAGCCACUCUGCUGUCAAAGCUGCUGGCGCUGGCAUAUGGGAUUAUAUGUCUGGCUAUGGCUUAUGUCGUGCAUUUGAUGAACAGUUCAGUUCUUCAGGCCGCUCUCAGUAUCUUCGGGAUGGUUGGUGGGCCGCUGCUCGGUCUGUUCUGUCUCGGCAUCUUUUUCCCAUGUGCAAAUAGCAUUGGAGCUGUAACAGGACUUGCCGCAGGUCUGAUCAUGGCAUUCUGGGUUGGUAUUGGUGGCUUUUUGUCUCGGAUGCCCAGUUCUGUACAAGUUCUUGCCCUUAACUCUACUAACACCAUACCAGGUGCCCCUGAAAACAUCACCGUCACAGCCGUGCCUGCUGUCAUAGAUCCUGCCAGACCCGUAGGGCUGAAUGGAUUAUAUUCUCUGUCAUACAUGUGGUACAGCGCUCUCAACUCCUCCACCGUGGUGCUCAUCGGACUUAUUAUCAGCUUCAUGACUGGCCCAACAAAAGGAGACGAUGUGGCCUCCGGCACAGUGUAUCCUGUGAUGCAAAGGGCACGAUCCCUUCUGCACAAGCUUGUGAAACCGAGCACUUGCUGUACGGCUCCUCCUGCGCACACGGAGAUGGAUGGUCAUAAGGAAAUGAAUGGAAACGUAAAGGAGGAUGCUGGAACUGAGGAAGAGACAGACACAUUUCUCCCAUCAGAUCCAGUUUCUCCCCUGGAGCAGGAGACCUCCGUAUAGCAAAAACAACAAGAACAGGUUAUCUUGCACGCUAGCACUGUGUGUUGUAAAUAUGCUGUAUAUUGAUGGUGUCAGUAAUGCAAAUUACAGAGAUGUGUGCCUGUAAUUAUUCUGAACGAAAAGGUUUGCCUAGGUGUACAUUUUUGUAAUAGACUGUAUAUUUCUGUCACAUUUGUAUUGUUUUCUAUGUGUAUAAAACCAAUGAAAAGUUUUUACAACAUGCACUAAAAUGCCAAUGCCUGAUGUAAAGUACAAAUCCAAAGGACAAAAAGAAUGUUCAGCAGAGCCAUUUUUCUAAUAAAAGCACUUGUGCAUCAUGUGUUAUUGCUGUU